UCAUGUAUGUAUAGUUUGAAAUUUCCAAUUGGAUCAUGAGACAUCAUGGAUAGAUUUGUUCAAUUUGUAUGCGUUUUAUUUGUGAGCGUUUUGGCAUUAUCUCGAGGCGAGUGCCCUGAUAAUUACCUCGAAGGACCGAAUGGGCAUUGCUAUUCAUACCAAUACUCCUCGCCAUCAUCAUCGGCCAAAGACUGGGCCCGUGCUCGCGGUUAUUGUGCCGUCACAAACGAUUCUGACCUCGUCGUUCUUAACGACGAAACCGAGUACGAGUGGUUCGUCAAUCUGACAUCGACAGUCGCUCCAAACUCGUCAUGGUGGUUAGGUUAUCAUGAUAACUCAGUUGAAGGAGAUUGGAGAUGGAUUGACUGCGGAGGAACCACUGAUUGGCAGCGUAACCUGUGGUCUCCCGGUUACCCUGGCAACGAAAGAGAUGAUUGUGGUGUCGUCUUGCCUACCGGAGAGAUUGAUGACGUCGUAUGUGACCUUCCAAUCAACUAUUUCUUAUGCGAAGUCAGCCCAAAAGGUUUUACACCAGACGAAGCCAGACCAACCAAUCUAAUUGCUGAAGUAACAUCCACCCUCACUGUUACUCUGAAGUGGGAUGUUUCCCCUUUUUACUGCGAUGUGUUUGGAUAUCGAAUCCAAGUUACCAAUGAACACAUGGAAACCACUCACGAGGUGGUCUAUGGAGGUAAAACAAGUGAGGUAGAGAUAUCUUUGGACCGUGUCAGGACAGAGUAUUCCUUCACUGUGGCUGCGUGGACGAUCUUGGAUGAGGAACUGGCUGUGAUUGGUCCAGUUGUUGCUACGACAGGUUCUUGUCCGGACAGUUAUGAGGAGAGCCCCGGUGGACGAUGUUAUCUGUUCAGAAAUCUGACCAAUGGGGAGUGGUGGCCGGCAGGGAGGAGGUCAUGUGACAACACAGUGGACAGUGACCUUGUGAUCAUCAAUGAUGAGGAGGAAUUGAACUAUAUCAUGAACAGGACCUCUGAAAUUGAUCCAGAUGGAAAAUGGUGGAUUGGACUAUCUGAUCUCACUGCUGAUGAUUACUGGCAAUGGGUGGAUUGUACAGAGUCUAACGACUGGCAGAACCGUCUCUGGGCACCGGGUUACCCCACCUGCGAUGAUACACACGACUGUGCAGUCUUGAACCCCGAUGGCACCAUCCAAGAUGACGCUUGUGAUCUACGCAUCAACUCAAUCUGUGAGAUAUCUCCUAAAGAGUUUGAUGAACAAGCUGUGAUGGUUGGAAACCUGAUGGUCUCUGCAUCCUUACCCACCAGUCUAGAGGUUUCAUGGUCUCUGCCUGUGUAUGGCUGCAGUGCAGUCGGGUACCGCAUCUAUUAUUCCAUGGCAGAUAGCAUGGACGACAAGGAAUCCAUGUUUGUACAAGGAGGCGAUGCCACGCACGCAGUCGUACAAGAUCUACGUGCCAAUACGACAUAUAAUGUGACAGUAGCUAUCUAUAACAACAAGGACGAUGAACUGGAGGAAUCUCAAGCUGUUGAGGGAAUAACAAUGCCCUGCCCGGCUGAUUACGAGGAGGGCCCAAACGGUCACUGCUACUGGUUUGCUGUGACCACGUAUGGUUAUAUGUGGCAUUGGGGCCGGCAGGACUGCUCUGAAGAACCUGAUUCUGACCUGGUCAUCAUCAAUGAUGAGGAGGAGCUCGACUUCCUUCGUAACCGUACAGCUGAGCUCUCUGUAGAUAGGGACUGGUGGAUUGGACUGUCCAGCUCUCCUGCUUGGUCCUGGACUGACUGCGAGGAACUCAACCCUUGGCAGGACACCCUAUGGGCACCUGGUAACCCUCAGCCCGAAGGCUACGGCUGUGCUGCCCUUGAUGAUUCCGGAGAGGUCGUAGACAAGGGCUGUGAUAUCAAGCAUCAUUUCAUCUGUGAGAUAUCUCCCAGAGGUUUUUCAGACGAGGAGGAAAAUGUUGAGGGCAUCAAGGCCAGUCCGUUGAUGUAUGGCAUGGAGGUUAGCUGGACCCUAGCUCCAAAGCAUUGCAACGUCGAGGCUUACCAGAUCAUUUACAAGGAAGACAUGGAGGAAGCCAGGGAAUUCUUUGAUCUUCAGUACGGAGAAGAUUCUUCAUCUACAACAGUGACUGGCCUUAACCCUAAUAGAACGUACAACGUAUCGGUAGCAGCUUUCCUCAACACGGAAGUGCUAUUGAGCCCUGUAGGACCAGUACAAAUAACUACACCUGCAUGCCCUGAUGACUACGAAGAGGGACCUAACGGUCACUGCUACCGCUUCAGGAUUCUAGACAAUGGAACGCGGUGGAUGAGAGGCAGGCAGACCUGCGAUAACGUGGAUGAUUCCGACUAUGUCAUCAUCAACGAUGAGGAAGAACUCAACUUUCUUCUGAAUCGAAGUGCAGAGGUGGAUCCUGAAAUGAACUGGUGGAUAGGUCUGUCUGAUUUGUCCAUGCCUGGAUCCUGGGGAUGGGUGGAUUGUAGCACCCCUACAGCAGGGCAGGAAGGGCUAUGGGCACCAGACUACCCCACCGGUCAGCCGUCCCGCUGUGCGGCCCUCCGGCCUGAUGGACGGGUAAUUGACCUCCCCUGUGAGACCAGGCUGAGCUACCUCUGUGAACUCCUUCCUAAAGGUUUUGAUUCUGAUGCACUCAUGGUUUACAAUGUCACCACCCAGGGGUACUCUAACUAUAUUGCUGUUAGCUGGGAGCUUCCUGAGAAUAACUGUGAUGCUAUUGGCUAUGUCAUCUACUUCCAGUUGUCAGAUGGAACAGGGGACAGAAAAUCUGUGUAUGUGAGUGGUGGAGAGUCUACCAGCGGUGCAAUUAGAGCGUUACCACUUGGCGCUUCAUACUCCAUGACUGUGGCAGUGAGCACCAGCAAAGAGAUGGAACUCCAAGAAACAGCACCCAUCAAUGCAUCUACAGUUUCAUCUUGCCCGGAUAACUACGAGGAGGGUCCCAACGGAGGAUGCUAUCGCUUCCUGCUCGAGGACGUCGGUACCUGGUGGACGUACAGGAGACAGGCUUGCAUCUUUGAUGUCUCCUACUCGGAUCUCCUCGUGAUCAACGACCAGGAAGAGUUUGACUUUGUGAUGAACAGGACAGCAGAGAUGAGCGCUAAUGCUAGCUGGUGGAUUGGUUACACUGAUCAGUCCGUAGAGGGAGACUGGAAGUGGAUGGACACUUGCGAGGAAUCUACUGCUUUCCAGGGUUCCCUCUGGGCUUCUGGUUCACCCAGCAUCGGAGCUCAUGACUGCGCUGCUCUCCAGGCUACAGGUGACAUCAUGGACCUCGUCUGUGAUGCACUCAUACGUGGCUUUGUAUGCGAGGUGGCAUCUAGAGAGUUUGAUUGGGGAGAUGCUAACGUCCAGGAUCUGAUGGCCACAGGAAUCAGGGUUGGUCUUGAGGUGACCUGGACUGUGUCUUCAACAAGCUGCGAUGUGGUCGGAUACAAGAUCACUUACCAGCUCGAUGAACCCGGUUCACAGACAGAGUUUAUGCUUGUGUAUGGCGGAGACGUUGAUAGUGUUACCAUCUCUGGGCUGCUACCUGAAAGGAGGUACACCGUGGGUGUAGGAGUGAUUCUCAACCUGGACACUGAGCUCACUCCUGUCACUACUGUUGGAACCACACUAACCUGCCCAAACAAUUACGAGGAAGGACCCAACGGUCACUGCUACCGCUUCAGGAUCCUAGACGAUGGUACCCAUUGGCCGACUGGUCGAAGGACGUGUGACAACGUGGAAGACUCUGAUCUAGCCGUCAUCAACGACCCAGAGGAACUGGCUUUUCUUGUCAACAGAAGUGCAGAAGUGAACCCAGAUAUGACCUGGUGGAUUGGUUUAUCCGAUUUGUACAUUGAGGGUGAGUGGAGGUGGGUUGACUGUUCUACCACCACCGGAUACCAAGACACCCUAUGGGCUCCUGAUUACCCCUCUGAUGUUGGUCUGUCCUGUGCUGCUCUUCAGCCCGGCGGAGACAUCAUCAACCUUCCUUGUGAUAGACGAUUCAGCUACCUCUGUGAACUCAAUCCUAAAGGUUUUGAUCUCAACUCUCAAGUUGUUGAGAAUGUAAGAGCAUCAGGAGGGAUGUAUACCAUUAACGUCACUUGGGAUCUACCAGAGAAUGGAUGUAAUGCUGUGGGAUACAAGAUCUAUUAUGAAUUAACAGGAGUGGAGAGUGAUGUAUUGAGAUCAGUAUUUGUCAGUGGUGGUGAUUCUGUGAGUGGCUCCGUCACCGGUCUCCUCGCCAACGCAUCCUAUGACAUCAAGGUUGCCAUUUUGACGAGCAAAGAUAUUGAGCUUGGUGAUACAGAACCGGUCACUGUUUCAACAGUGCCAUGCCCAGAUGGCUAUGAGGAGGGGCCCAACGGCCGCUGCUAUCGCUUCAGAAUCCUUGACUUAGGUUCCUGGUGGCCCACGGGACGAAGGACCUGCGACAACGAGCCUGACUCUGACCUGGCUAUCAUCAAUGAUCAAGUGGAGCUGGAUUUCUUGAUCAAUAGGACAGUGGAGAUCGAUCCUAACAUCACGUGGUGGAUAGGCUACUCUGACCAGUCUGUGGAGGGUGACUGGCGUUGGGUCGAUUGCACCGAGUCAACUACCUGGCAGGAUGCAUUGUGGGUACCUGAUCACCCUGGAAACGGUCGUCUGGACUGUGCAGCCUUGCAGCCUGACGGUCAGGUCGUGGACUUGGUUUGUGAUACACCGCUCAGUUAUCUGUGUGAGAUUUCACCGAGAGGAUUCAGUCAGGAAGAUGCCAAUCCUGAUAACCUUGCUGCCAUGGCGGGAACGACCUAUGGCCUGGAGGUCACAUGGACCGUAUCUCAGACCAGCUGUGAUGUGAUUGGCUAUCGUAUCUCCUACUACUUGACUGGAGAUAUAUCAACUAGGUCAUCAAUUAUGGUCUAUGGUGGGGAUACGUCUAGUGCAUUAGUAAGUGGCUUAGCAACCAACACAACCUAUGAUGUCACAGUAGCAGCGUAUAUUAGCAAAGAUGAAGAGCUGAGUCCUGUAGGCCCAGUCACAGCUACAACAGUGCCAUGCCCAGAUGGCUAUGAGGAGGGACCCAACAGCCGCUGCUAUCGAUUCAGGAUCCUUGACUUAGGUUCCUGGUGGCCCACGGGACGAGGGACCUGCGACAACGAGCCUGACUCUGACCUGGCCAUCAUCAACGAUCAAGUGGAGCUGGAUUUCUUGAUCAAUAGGACUGCCGAGAUCGAUCCUAACAUCAUGUGGUGGAUAGGCUACUCUGACCAGUCUGUGGAGGGUGACUGGCGUUGGGUCGAUUGCACCGAGUCAACUACCUGGCAGAAUGCAUUGUGGGUACCUGAUCACCCUGGUAACGGUCGUCUGGACUGUGCAGCCUUGCAGCCUGACGGUCAGGUCGUGGACUUGGUUUGUGAUACACCGCUCAGUUAUCUGUGUGAGAUUUCACCGAGAGGAUUCAGUCAGGAAGAUGCCAAUCCUCAUAACCUUGCUGCCAUGGGAACGACCUAUGGCCUGGAGGUCACAUGGACUGUAUCUCCGACCAGCUGUGAUGUGAUUGGCUAUCGUAUCUCCUAUUACUUGACUGGAGAUAUAUCUACCAGUGGAUCAAGUUUUGUCUAUGGUGGUGAUACGUCUAGUGCAGUAGUACGUGGCUUAGCAACCAACUCAACCUAUGAUGUCACAGUAGCAGCGUAUAUUAGCAAAGAUGUAGAGCUGAGUCCUGUAGACCCAGUCACAGCUACAACAGACCCAUGUCCGGACGACUACAGCCUCGCUCCCAAUGGAAGAUGUUACCUCUUCGUCCAGAGCAGCCUUGGGUCCUUCUGGCACUACAGCAGGGAAACCUGUUGGGCGCAGAAGGACUCUGACCUAGCUAUCAUCAACGACCAGGAGGAGCUGGACUUUAUUGUGCAACAGAUAGCUGCGAUUGGGGAUACCAAUAACUGGUGGUUAGGUUAUUCUGAUAACUCUGUGGAGGGUGAAUGGAGGUGGGUGGACUGCACGGAAUCAAACGACUGGCAGAUGACCCUCUGGGCUCCUGGUUCCCCUGGCAACGAGAUGCCAGACUGCGGGUCUUUGUCAUCGUCAGGAGAAGUAGAAGCUCAAGUCUGCGAUGUGCCGCUCAAUUAUGUCUGUGAGGUAUCACCUAAAGGUUUUGAUCCUAUGGAACUAAAGGUUGAGAAUCUGGAGACGAGUGGAGCUUCAUACGGAGUUGAUGUGUCAUGGACACUUCCAGAGAAUAAAUGUGACGCUUUUGGCUACAAGAUAUACUAUCAGGAGAUGAACAGUGACAUGGAAGAAUUUAAGAUCAUCUACGGUGGAGACUCCAUUGGUGCUCGUGUAGCAGGCCUUCUACCCAAUACCACACUGAAUGUGAGUGUAGCUGUCUUGAUCGUUGACGAUGAGCUGGAGAGAGUUGGGCCUGUUGUCGGCAUAUCUGACCCAUGUCCCACUGGCUAUGAGGAAGCAGCAAAUGGGCGGUGCUACUGGUUCCAAGACUCUGAUCGCUAUGUUAAAGACUGGUUAAAUGCAAGAUACUAUUGUGGUGAAGCAGCAGGGAAUUUUGAUCAUGACCUGAUGAUUAUCGAUGAUGAAUGGGAAUUGGAAUACAUCACAAACAGGACCAGAGAGUUUAAUGACAGUAAAGAUUGGAGAAUAGGCUACUCUGACCUGGCCGAGGAGGGAGUGUGGAAGUGGGUCACAUGUGAGUCACCUGAUGCAUGGCAACUGAGUCUGUGGGCACCGGGCUACCCACAGAACGGUUUAGAUGACUGCGGAGUAUUUGAUCCCGAUAACAUGACCGUCUAUGAUCAGGUCUGUGACGUGGGUGACAUCAAUUUUAUCUGCGAAGUCACACCAAAAGAUUUUCGUGUAGGAGAUGACAACGUCUUUAAUCUCAAUGCCACUGCCAUUGGGUGGGACACCAUACGAGUCACGUGGAACGUGUCUGAAUACAACUGUGAUGUCAUCGCUUACAACAUCUACUAUCUGGAUACCUUCUUGGGAGGCCAGCCGGAGUGGGCUCUGGUGUAUGGUGGUGAAGUAGAUAGCUACGACAUCACCAUGGUACAGCCUAGCACCCGUUACAGCAUCAGUGUCUCCGCUGAGCGACAGGAAGUAGAGCUCCCUCAAGUGGGACCGGUCUACGUCACAACACCUGAAGGACCAUGUCCCGCUUACUAUGAGAGUGGCCCUGAUGGUGGCUGCUAUCGAUUCAUCACAAGCGAGUAUGGCUCUAUAUGGACUAGCGGAAGGGGAGGGUGUUCAUCGGUCGAAGACUCUGACCUGGUGGUCAUCGACAACCAGAUGGAGUUUGAUUUUAUCGUCAAUCGCACAAAGGAUUUUGAUCCAAUUAGGGAUUGGUGGAUAGGAUUUUCUGAUUUCUCUGUGGAGUCUGACUGGCGAUGGGUGACGUGCGACGCCCCUACUGACUGGCAGAACACCAUCUGGGAGACUGGUUACCCUAGAAAUGGUCUCCAUGACUGCGGGGCUCUCAGUUCAAGCAGCCGUCAAGUAGUUGAUGCUGUCUGUGACACACCCAAUUAUUAUAUCUGCGAGAUUACACCAAAAGUACCAUAG
Strongylocentrotus purpuratus (purple sea urchin) is the source of this 7551-nucleotide messenger RNA. RefSeq lists its product as uncharacterized. Bases 46 to 7551 code for a protein of 2501 amino acids. The transcript is spliced from 45 exons. Gene Ontology annotation, molecular function: protein binding; signaling receptor activity. NCBI's taxonomy places the organism in Eukaryota, Metazoa, Echinodermata, Echinoidea, Camarodonta, Strongylocentrotidae. The record is from RefSeq and is a predicted model, not a curated record.